Messenger RNA from Galeopterus variegatus (Sunda flying lemur), 4257 nucleotides. It is a transcript of the gene AQR, whose product is annotated as aquarius intron-binding spliceosomal factor. The record is from RefSeq and is a predicted model, not a curated record. Gene Ontology annotation, biological process: mRNA splicing, via spliceosome. Gene Ontology annotation, cellular component: catalytic step 2 spliceosome. NCBI's taxonomy places the organism in Eukaryota, Metazoa, Chordata, Mammalia, Dermoptera, Cynocephalidae. Bases 155 to 4033 code for a protein of 1292 amino acids. Gene Ontology annotation, molecular function: helicase activity; mRNA binding. The transcript has 31 exons.
UCCCAGCGGGCUGUGAGGCUGAGGAUAUCAGGGCCGGGGAGUUCUUGCAUCGCAGAGUUACGUGCCACGGCGGCUGCUUAGGGGAAGUGCACCGGGCUCGCCGCUGCCCGGGGCGGUCCUUUUGUUUCCAUCUGAGUGGAGGGAGAGUGCUGCCAUGGCGGCCCCUGCGCAGCCCAAGAAAAUCGUGGCCCCCACGGUGUCCCAGAUCAACGCGGAGUUUGUGACCCAGUUAGCGUGUAAAUACUGGGCUCCCCACAUCAAGAAAAAAUCACCUUUUGAUAUAAAGGUUAUCGAAGAUAUAUAUGAGAAAGAGAUUGUCAAAUCAAGGUUUGCUAUCAGAAAGAUAAUGUUGUUGGAAUUUAGCCAGUAUCUUGAAAAUUAUCUCUGGAUGAAUUAUUCUCCAGAGGUGUCCAGCAAAGCCUAUUUAAUGUCAAUCUGCUGUAUGGUGAAUGAGAAGUUCAGAGAAAAUGUCCCUGCAUGGGAGACUUUUAAGAAGAAGCCAGACUACUUCCCAUUCUUUUUUAAGCGCAUCUUAAAAGCGGCAUUAGCUGAAACUGAUGGUGAAUUUUCACUCCAUGAACAGACAGUCCUAUUGCUUUUUCUUGAUCAUUGUUUCAAUAGUUUGGAAGUAGACUUGAUACGGAGUCAAGUACAGCAGCUUAUCUCCCUCCCAAUGUGGAUGGGCUUACAGCCUGCACGAUUGGAAUUAGAAUUAAAAAAGACACCCAAGCUAAGGAAAUUCUGGAACUUGAUUAAAAAGAAUGAUGAAAAGAUGGAUCCAGAAGCAAGAGAACAGGCCUAUCAAGAAAGAAGAUUUCUUUCACAGCUCAUCCAGAAGUUUAUCUCUGUGCUAAAAUCAAUCCCACUUUCUGAACCUGUUACUAUGGACAAAGUUCAUUACUGUGAAAGAUUCAUUGAACUUAUUAUUGAUCUAGAGGCUCUACUCCCCACAAGGCGCUGGUUUAAUACCAUCUUGGAUGACUCCCACCUUUUGGUUCACUGUUACCUUUCCAAUCUUGUUCAUAGGGAAGAGGAUGGUCAUCUUUUUUCCCAGCUUUUGGACAUGCUUAAGUUCUAUACUGGUUUUGAAAUUAAUGACCAGACUGGAAAUGCUCUGACAGAGAAUGAGAUGACCACAAUUCACUAUGAUAGAAUUACUUCUCUUCAGAGAGCUGCUUUUGCACAUUUUCCUGAACUCUAUGAUUUUGCCCUCUCAAAUGUGGCAGAAGUAGAUACUCGGGAAUCCUUGGUCAAAUUUUUUGGACCUCUUAGUUCGAACACGCUCCACCAGGUGGCAUCAUACCUCUGUUUGUUGCCAACCCUUCCUAAAAACGAAGACACAACUUUUGAUAAAGAAUUUCUUCUAGAAUUGCUGGUGUCUCGUCAUGAACGUCGAAUUUCUCAGAUUCAGCAGUUGAACCAGAUGCCUUUGUAUCCAACUGAGAAAAUUAUAUGGGAUGAAAAUAUUGUCCCAACUGAGUACUAUUCUGGGGAAGGUUGUCUUGCUCUUCCCAAGUUGAAUUUGCAGUUUUUGACUCUUCAUGACUACCUCCUAAGGAACUUUAAUCUCUUCCGCUUGGAAUCAACAUAUGAAAUUAGGCAGGACAUCGAGGAUAGUGUCAGCAGAAUGAAACCAUGGCAAUCUGAGUAUGGUGGUGUAGUGUUCGGUGGUUGGGCACGAAUGGCCCAACCCAUUGUGGCUUUCACAGUAGUUGAGGUUGCCAAGCCCAACAUAGGUGAAAACUGGCCAACUCGAGUUCGUGCGGAUGUUACCAUCAAUCUGAAUGUCAGAGAUCACAUCAAAGAUGAAUGGGAAGGUCUUCGUAAGCAUGAUGUAUGCUUUUUAAUUACUGUGCGUCCCACAAAACCUUAUGGCACUAAGUUUGACCGGAGGAGACCUUUUAUUGAACAGGUUGGCCUGGUUUAUGUCAGAGGCUGUGAAAUCCAGGGCAUGCUGGAUGAUAAAGGACGUGUCAUUGAAGAUGGACCUGAACCCAGACCCAAUCUUAGAGGAGAGUCAAGGACAUUUAGAGUGUUUUUGGAUCCGAACCAGUAUCAACAAGAUAUGACCAGUACUAUACAAAACGGAGCAGAAGAUGUAUAUGACACUUUCAAUGUAAUAAUGAGGAGAAAACCAAAGGAAAAUAACUUUAAGGUUGUGGGCCCACCUGGUACAGGAAAAACAGAUGUGGCAGUCCAAAUCAUAUCCAACAUCUAUCACAAUUUCCCAGAGCAGAGGACUCUAAUUGUUACUCAUUCCAAUCAGGCACUGAACCAGUUGUUUGAGAAAAUUAUGGCAUUAGACAUUGACGAGCGCCACCUACUGCGUCUUGGUCAUGGAGAAGAAGAGCUGGAGACAGAGAAAGAUUUCAGCAGUCCUUUUUUCCUACAGGUAAUGUCUCGUUGGGAAGAGUAUAUCAGCAAAGUGAAAAAUAAAGGCAGUACCUUGCCGGAUGUUACAGAAGUCUCAACUUUCUUCCCUUUCCAUGAAUACUUUGCAAAUGCCCCUCAACCCAUUUUUAAAGGCAGAUCUUAUGAAGGAGACAUGGAAAUUGCCGAAGGAUGUUUUAGGCAUAUUAAGAAAAUCUUUACUCAACUCGAGGAAUUCAGAGCGUCUGAGCUGCUUCGAAGUGGACUGGACAGAUCUAAAUACCUUCUGGUGAAAGAAGCCAAAAUUAUUGCUAUGACCUGUACUCAUGCUGCCUUAAAACGUCAUGACUUGGUCAAGUUAGGUUUCAAGUAUGACAACAUUUUAAUGGAAGAGGCUGCUCAAAUUCUGGAGAUAGAAACGUUUAUACCUCUUCUUCUACAAAAUCCUCAGGAUGGGUUUAGCCGACUAAAACGAUGGAUUAUGAUUGGUGAUCACCACCAGUUACCUCCAGUCAUUAAAAACAUGGCCUUUCAGAAGUAUUCAAACAUGGAACAGUCUCUCUUCACUCGCUUUGUCCGGGUUGGUGUUCCUACUGUGGACCUCGAUGCUCAGGGAAGAGCCAGAGCAAGUUUGUGUAACCUCUACAACUGGCGAUACAAGAAUCUAGGAAACUUACCCCAUGUGCAGCUCUUGCCAGAGUUUAGUACAGCAAAUGCUGGCUUACUGUAUGACUUCCAGCUCAUUAAUGUUGAAGAUUUUCAGGGAGUGGGAGAGUCUGAACCUAAUCCUUACUUUUAUCAGAAUCUUGGAGAGGCAGAAUAUGUGGUAGCACUUUUUAUGUACAUGUGUUUACUUGGUUAUCCUGCUGACAAGAUCAGUAUUUUAACAACGUAUAAUGGGCAAAAGCAUCUUAUUCGUGACAUCAUCAAUAGACGAUGUGGGAACAAUCCAUUGAUUGGAAGACCAAAUAAGGUGACAACUGUUGAUAGAUUUCAGGGUCAACAGAAUGAUUACAUUCUUCUUUCUCUGGUACGAACCAGAGCAGUGGGCCAUCUGAGGGAUGUUCGUCGCUUAGUGGUGGCCAUGUCUAGAGCCAGACUUGGACUUUAUAUCUUCGCCAGAGUGUCCCUCUUCCAAAACUGCUUUGAACUGACUCCAGCUUUCAGCCAGCUCACGGCCCGCCCACUUCAUUUGCAUAUAAUUCCAACAGAACCUUUUCCAACCUCUAGAAAGAAUGGAGAGAGACCAUCUCACGAAGUACAGAUAAUAAAGAAUAUGCCCCAGAUGGCAAACUUUGUAUACAACAUGUACAUGCAUCUGAUACAGACUACACAUCAUUAUCAUCAGACUUUAUUGCAACUACCACCUGCUAUGGUGGAAGAAGGUGAAGAAAUUCAAAGUCAAGAAACAGAAUUGGAAAUAGAAGAAGAAGUCAUGCCUGCUCAAGCUGACAUCAUACCCAGUCCAACAGAUUCCAGUUCUAGCCAAGAAACCCUAGCAUCUCAGACAGAUACCACCCCCAAUCAGACAGGAGCCAGUUCCAAUUCAGAAGCCAUCCCUGCUCAAUCUGAGAUCACUGCUACUGUGACAGGACCUGUAACUGUACCAGCAGAGGCUGUCACCCCUCAAGAUGACACAUCUACCCCAGCAGAGACCAAGUAGACAAAUUAUCCCUUCUUAGGGAGGCCACUUCAUUCUUCAAGUCUAAGUAGAAUUAUUUUUUGUAUUUUACAUUUACUCCUGCCAUUUUAAUGGCACUAAUUAAUGUUCAGUCCUUAUUUUUGUUAACUGAUUUCAAUGUCUUGAAUAUAUUAAAAAAAAAAUGUGUGUGUAUGGACAACUGCAGUUUCAUUUUUUCAGUCAGAAGAGAAAAUAAUCAUUCCUUU